UUUUUCCUUUUUCUCAAUUAUUUCUCAUUCAAUUUGUCCCAAAAGUAACUAGUUUUUUGCUGGUCUUAAAACAAAAAUAAAGUUAUUUCUAAAAGUACUCAAUCGAAAUGAGUGAAGCGACCGUUCUUAGUGGCUCUUCCGAUAUUGUGAAGAUUAACAUUUCCAAUUCACAGACCGAUGCAAUUUCAUUUGAGCGGAAGUAUAGUAAAUCGCUUAAAAUAUGCGAAUUUAAGGCCAAAUUGGAGCCAAUUACAGGUGGAUCAGCAGCCACAAUGAAGCUGGAACUUUAUCGAGGCGAACGGCUGGUCUGUCGACUGGAUGAUGAUGACCGACCGUUGGGAUAUUAUUCGAUUGAAGACGGCAUGCGGGUGCAUGUGAUAGACAAUUUCGCCUUUGUUCAAGAAAACGUACAAAAGUUUGAACUAAGUCAGGAAGAAUACGACCGGAAACAAGAGAGUGUUAGGAACUACCUUCGGCAAAACAAACUGGGUAAGUAUAACGAGGAGGAAAUGCGUAAAUUAGAGGAAGAACGCAAAAAACAGCAAGAAGAGGACAAUAAGAAGUUGGAGCAAACGAGUGUUGGCGCUCGAUGCAAAGUUACGACCAAAGGAAAUCCGACUCGUUUGGGAACAGUCAUGUUCAAAGGUGAGCUUGACGGCAAGCCUGGUCAGUUUUUCGGCAUUAAGUUCGACGAACCAUUAGGAGUGAAUGAUGGAACUUGUAACGGAAAACGAUACUUUGAUUGUCCACCCAAAUAUGGCAGUUUUGUUGCGGUUAAAUCAGUCGAGAUAGGAGAUUUUCCACCGGAAAACUAUGAUUUGGAUGAUGAAUUGUAGGAGUAAUACACCUCGUCAUUCCAACCAUCUGCGUUAAAAUUAAUCUCGAACGAACUUUAAUCCUAUAAGUAUUUAUCACUUAAUUGCUGACACAAUAUAUGUAUCGCUUAUGCU
This is a messenger RNA of Sabethes cyaneus, 950 nucleotides long. RefSeq names its product tubulin-folding cofactor B (gene TBCB). Gene Ontology annotation, molecular function: alpha-tubulin binding; microtubule plus-end binding. The transcript is spliced from 2 exons. The record is from RefSeq and is a predicted model, not a curated record. The coding region runs from base 108 to 836 and encodes 242 amino acids. Gene Ontology annotation, biological process: cytoplasmic microtubule organization; tubulin complex assembly; post-chaperonin tubulin folding pathway. Lineage: Eukaryota; Metazoa; Arthropoda; Insecta; Diptera; Culicidae. Gene Ontology annotation, cellular component: microtubule plus-end; nucleus; cytoplasm.